AUGGUGUCCGGGUUGGUUAUCGUUUCAUUGAGGUUCUCGAGACCGUCUUCGGGAACCCUAGGCAACUGUGUCUUUCUCCUCUCCUCAUCCCGCGAUCUCUUCACGUUCCCUCUCCUCUCCUCAUCCCGCGACCCACCCAUCCUCUCCCAAAUUCUUCCUCUCUUCCGAUGCCUCAUCGAAUCCCUCCGCUGGCUCCACCGCCGGAUAGCAAUCGCUGUACACCUCAGCGAUGAGAGCGCCUACGCCGUCAAGUGGGUCGUGCAGAACUACCUCCGCCCCGGCGACAUCGUCAUCCUCCUCCAUGUACGGUCUACUUAUGUCCUCUACGGUGCUGAUUGGGGCGCCGUCGACCUCUCUGUUCCGGAAGAGACUGGCUCUGAGGAAUCGCAGCGGAAGUUGGAGGACGACUUCGAUGACUUCACCACCACCAAGGCACAGGACCUCGCGCAGCCGCUCGUGGAGGCUCAGAUUCCGUUCAAGAUCCACAUCGUGAAGGACCACGACAUGAAGGAGCGUCUUUGCCUCGAGGUGGAGCGCCUCAACCUUAGUGCCGUGAUCAUGGGCAGUAGAGGCUUCGGGGCCUCAAGGAAGACCAGCAAGGGGAGGCUCGGUAGCGUCAGUGACUACUGCGUCCACCACUGCGUUUGCCCCAUCGUGGUGGUGCGCUAUCUUGACGAGGGGGGCGUAACCGACGGCGGCAGUCCGAUAGCUCCAGGGGAGUCGACGGAGAAGGACGAUGAGCUGCAUCCUGUCCCAGAAGAAGAUGAAUACCAUGAUGCCGCCGUUUAACUCAAAGGUCAAAGUCUUGCCCUCGAAACUACAACUUACUUUUUUACUUUCCUAUCAAUAUGGCCAACAUUGUUUGUUACUAGAAGAAAUGAUGAUGAAAUUUGAUGAUUCGAUCGAUGAUUUAGAUGAACACGAUUUUGAUAUUAUGUUCGGGAAAUUAGACAAAACUAUGCAUGGUAUAUGCUUAUACGAAUCCGAUGCAUGCGAGACAACUAGACGCGAGAAAAACAUCGUAGACUUUCUAUUUCCAAUGUGUGGUGCUUGGUAGUUGUUCCCUUUUCUUAUUUACUGCUAUAUAAGCAACAUAUCACAACUGCAUAACUAUGACAGUCCUUUCAAGUGAAAGAGUGUAUCUUUCACAUUACUGUGUCAGCUGAGUGAAGUUCAUAUUUUCUACUCAAUGCUGGAAAAUGAACUACAAAUACAGGGAGGGUUCUGCUCUUCUUAUCAAAUGUUGUACUGAAUUGCCUCCUGACUAGGUUUUAUGAUCUUAGUAAGAGGUUUAGGUUAACUUGAAUAACCCGAAUGCCUUGAAUUACUUGAGACUAGUUAUAUUGUGGCAUUCAUUUGAAGUAAGAAUUUCUUUUGUGGUUUUCCAAAGCUUAAAUCCGAUUAUUCAGUUUACAGAAGGGGGGCUCCCUUUUCUCACUGUGUGUUUGCUUCUUUAGCGCUUAAAUGGACUUCAAAAUCAAAAUUGUUGUUGUAGUAAUUGAGCAUGAUUAGUAUAUUAACUCAACAACUGUCUGAUGUUAUCAUAAUAGUUGGACUACAUUAUAAAAAGCUGAAAACAUAUAACAAUGUCCACAAAAUCAGAUUUGUGAAUCCACUCAUUAUCCCAUAUGUGCCAUGUGUGACUCGACUGGACAAAAACAGCAAAAUCGAGCACUUGAAUGAAAGAGCUAGUGUUUUGGCAGAUAAGCUGAGUCAAGCAUCAAGAAAUCAACUUGUUUUGGUGCCACAUAAUGUUGGGUAAGUAAGACUUAUAAUAUCAGUUUUAAUUUAUUGUUUCAAGAAAUAUGCAUGCAAUAAUUAUGUGAUUUGUGCAUAGUUAUCAUUGGAUUCUCACUGUCAUUGAUCCAUAUAAGGAGACAGUUUAUUUGUUGGAUUCGCUUAGUCAUCGCAUUCGUGACGAGGAUUGGAAAUACGUAGUAGAUAUGUGAGUACAUUUUUUAAUUUUAUUAAGCAUUUUUUAAUCAGUAAAACUCUCAUAUGUCCAUUCUUAUUGAUGUAUAAAGGAGCAUAAGAUUGUUUAAUUCAAACAAGGCAAAAAAAGGGAAAAAACAUGUUACAUGGGAAGUAGUAAAGGGUCCUCACCAACCAGAUGCGAAACAGUGUGAUUUUUAUGUGAUGAGAUAUAUGAGAGAUAUUAUCGAAGAAUUAGAAACUAUCGAGAGAGAUUCACUUCGAUCAAUAUUCAUCAAACCCCAGUACUCUAGAGAAGAAAUUGAUGAAGUGCGUUCCGAGUGGACAGAAUGCAUACAAGACUAUAUUUAUGACUAGGGAGAAAUUGCUGUGUUUGCAAGCUGGGUAUGCAGAAAAAGAACCAGUACGUGAAGAUUGUUGCACAUCUGAUCCUGACUUGAUUUAUUCAGAAAAAGGACAAAUUAAUUUGCAUGGUUGUGGUCUUAUAAACUUAAUUUUGUGGUUUCAUCUUUUGUGGUUGUCAUAAUUGGAUACUACUUGUGGUCAUGUUUGGAUAGCUUAUAGUAAUUGUAUAGAAUUGUUUAUAAACUUAAGUGAAUGUACACAUAUACCGGUUUUUGGUUGAGACAAGAUGUAUAUAUAAAUUAAAGACAACUGA
Molecule: messenger RNA, 2590 nt
Organism: Zingiber officinale
Lineage: Eukaryota; Viridiplantae; Streptophyta; Magnoliopsida; Zingiberales; Zingiberaceae
Product: universal stress protein PHOS32-like
Exons: 5
Coding region: 1-789 (262 amino acids)
Source: RefSeq, a predicted model, not a curated record